AUGGAUGCAUCAGAUCAACUGAACACGACUCAAGUGGAAGAUUCACCACUUGAAGUAAAAUCUUCCAACUGCUGCUCGACCGCAGUGAAUGAUAUAAACUUCUUGCAGCUGGAUGACAGCACAAAGCUGGUGGGAGUCCAAGUUAUUCUCAUCCUCGCUUACAGCACGAUCAUACUGUUUGGAGUCAUUGGAAACUCCUUGGUGAUUUACGUUGUCUACAAGUUCAAAAAUCUCCGGACCGUGACCAAUUUCUUCAUCGUGAACUUGGCGGUGGCGGACCUGCUGGUCAACACGCUGUGCUUGCCUUUCACCCUCGUCUACACGUUGUUUGAGGAAUGGAAGUUCGGCCAAGUGUUGUGCUUCAUGCUGCCCUGCGCCCAAGGCAUGGCCGUGCACGUGUCCACCAUCACCUUGAACAUCAUCGCCCUGGACCGCCACAGGAGCAUCGUCUACCACACGGAGACCAAGAUGUCCAGAGACAUGUGCACGUUGGUGAUUGUCAUGACGUGGACUGUCAGCGCCCUGUUGGCUAGUCCGCUUGCCAUAUUCAGGGAGUACGGGACAUUGGAUCUGAUGCCGAACAAAUCUAUUUCGGUGUGUACGGAGAAUUGGCCGGGAAGCAGCAUGAACGGAACCAUCUACAGUAUAUCAAUGCUCCUGGUUCAAUAUGGCCUCCCUCUGGCCAUUAACUCUGUGGCUUACAUCCGCAUCUGGAACAAACUGAAGAAAAGCCUGACCCACGGGGCCCGGAAUGACCGCCAUCAGCGCAGGAAGAAGACCACCAAGAUGCUGCUAAUCAUGGUGGUUGUCUUUGCCGUCAGCUGGCUGCCCCUCAAUGCGUUCCAGUUGGCGGUCGACAUCGACAGCACUGUGCUGUACAUGGAGGACUUCAAGCUGCUGUUCACCGUGUUCCAUAUCCUGGCCAUGUGCUCCACGUUCGUCAAUCCCAUCCUGUACGGGUGGAUGAACAGCAAUUACAGGACGGCCUUCUUGUCAGUGUGCUACUGGCCCUUCACUUCGAGGUCGAGACGCUCCAAACGCAGAGACGCACGAAGAGAGGACGUCAGGGUUUGUGCACAUAGCAAAUCAACCAACCUGUGA
Paralichthys olivaceus (Japanese flounder) is the source of this 1101-nucleotide messenger RNA. NCBI's taxonomy places the organism in Eukaryota, Metazoa, Chordata, Actinopteri, Pleuronectiformes, Paralichthyidae. The record is from RefSeq and is a predicted model, not a curated record.